Messenger RNA from Podospora pseudopauciseta, 696 nucleotides. RefSeq lists its product as uncharacterized. Lineage: Eukaryota; Fungi; Ascomycota; Sordariomycetes; Sordariales; Podosporaceae. The record is from RefSeq and is a predicted model, not a curated record. The transcript has 3 exons. The coding region runs from base 1 to 696 and encodes 231 amino acids.
AUGGCAGUCUCGUUGCCACCAAAGGUUGUAACUCCUAGCAAAGCAGCCAAGGACGCGUGGUUGGCGAAAGCGUCAAAGGCCAAGGAUGCAUUUGUAACAGUAAAUACACCUGGAAUCAGGGCUAUACUAGGUGCCCACGCUGUUCAACUGUCGGAUUGGGGUAAACCGCCUCGCCCCGAGAAUGCCAUGCCCGUGCCUGUUGAGGAGCUGAUGGGGGGUUUGCCGGUUGCUCGGGUUAAUUUGCUUUUAGGCCGGGCUUCGGUGCAGACAUUUGGUCAUGCAGUGCCUACGAACAAUGACUCCACAGCCAAUGGCAACAGCAGCAAGCCGUUAUCCAACCCCGAUGUUGACAUCGUCAUCACUGUAUCCGCCACCUUCAGGAAUGUACCCGGUGUCCACGCCAACACCAGCAGCAGCAGCACAUCACCCAACGCCCUCGGGCAGUCCAGGGAACAUGAGAUGGUCGAAAAAGUGCUCAUGGAGGUACGGCACAGGAAGAAGAUGGAAAGGAACGACGAAAGGAAUCAGGAGAGCAACCAGAAAAGCAACAAGAAAACCAACUCGGUUGCGCCGAUAUUUGUUACAGCAAAGAUGAAGCACAAAACAGCGCUCCUUGCCGCCCAAGAUGUCGAGAAAGCGCUCGAGGAAAUCGAGGCAAAGCGUGCUGCAAUUAGGGAACAGCAUGCUGCCAAGUAG